Molecule: messenger RNA, 3242 nt
Organism: Truncatella angustata
Lineage: Eukaryota; Fungi; Ascomycota; Sordariomycetes; Amphisphaeriales; Sporocadaceae
Product: putative MSH2 protein
Exons: 2
Coding region: 185-2956 (923 amino acids)
Biological process (GO): mismatch repair; mitotic recombination
Cellular component (GO): nucleus; MutSalpha complex
Molecular function (GO): mismatched DNA binding; ATP-dependent DNA damage sensor activity; ATP binding
Source: RefSeq, a predicted model, not a curated record
AGUAUGACGCGACUGCGUCUCCAACUUCAACCUUGACAUUGAUAUUCUCACAGUCAGAUCCCUCUACUCGUCCGCAAAACGAAACGAAACAAAACAAAAGGACUCUUGUGCCAGCAAUCGAAAUUUAUGAGCCUUCAGCCAAAACUUCCAAGAUCUGUAUUUGAACAACGAAUUGUGUGACGCCAUGUCGUCUCGUCCCGAGCUCAAGGUCGAAGAUGAGACUGGCUUCAUCCGUUACUUCAAGUCACUGCCCACAGUCACGAGCGAAACAGUCAGAAUAUUCGACAGGGGCGAUUGGUACACAGCACACGGCGAAGAUGCUAAUUUCAUCGCUAGAACGGUAUAUAAGACCACAUCCGUCGUCAGACAACUCGGCCGAAACGAUGCUAGCGGCCUACCCUCAGUCACCAUGACCAUCACAGUCUUUCGACAGUUCCUCAGAGAGGCUCUGUUCAAGCUCGGUAAGAGAGUGCAGAUAUAUGCAACCACCGGCAGCCGAAUGAACUGGAACAUCGUCAAACAAGCCUCGCCAGGCAACCUACAGGACGUCGAGGAUGAGUUAGGCCAGCACUUCGAGGCAGCCCCCAUGAUGCUCGCCGUCAAGAUAUCAGCAAAAGCAUCCGAGGCCAGGAGUGUUGGUGUGUGCUUUGCCGAUGCCAGUGUCAGAGAGCUGGGUGUCAGUGAAUUCCUGGACAAUGAUCUCUACUCCAACUUCGAGGCCCUUCUGAUCCAGCUGGGCGUCAAGGAGUGCCUGAUACAGUUCGACAAGGCCGAGAAGGACAAAGAUCCCGAGCUUGCAAAGCUUAGGCAGAUCAUUGACAACUGCGGUAUUGCCAUGUCUGAGAGGCCUGCUGCCGAUUUCGGUAUCAAGGACAUUGAGCAAGACCUGGCCAGGUUACUCAAAGACGAGCGGUCGGCCAGUCUGUUGCCACAAACCGACUUGAAACUUGCUAUGGGCUCGGCAGCAGCAUUGAUCAAGUACCUCAGUGCCAUGCAGGACUCGUCCAACUUCGGCCAGUACCAGCUUUACCAGCACGAUCUGACACAGUUCAUGAAGUUGGACGCUGCAGCACUGAAGGCCUUGAACCUGAUGCCUGGCGCACGAGAUGGCGUUAAGAGCAUGAGCUUGUUUGGUUUACUCAACCACUGCAGAACCCCUGUAGGAAGUCGCUUGCUGUCGCAGUGGCUCAAGCAACCACUAAUGAACAGAGAUGAGAUCGAGAAGCGUCUCCAAUUGGUUGAAGCUUUUGCCAAUGAUACGGAACUGCGGCAGACUAUGCAGGAGGAGCACUUGAAGUCCGUACCUGAUCUAUAUCGAUUGGCCAACCGCUUCCAACGGAAUAAAGCAAAUCUGGAGGACGUCGUAAGAGCAUACCAGGUGGUCAUCCGCCUCCCUGGCUUCCUCGGCACACUUGAGGCAGUAAUGGACGAGCAGUACAAGGAUCCUCUCGAUGAGGCCUAUACCAACAAGCUUCGCGAGCUCUCUGAUAGUCUUGGAAAGCUUGCCGAGAUGGUGGAGACGACGGUGGACCUGGAUGCUCUCGAUAACCACGAAUUCAUCAUAAAGCCAGAGUUCGACGACAAUCUUCGCGUCAUCCGUAAGCGACUGGAUAAGUUGAGGUCUGACAUGGACCGUGAAUUUAGGGAUGCGUCUGAUGAUCUGAAUCAGGAGGAGAACAAGAAGAUCUUCCUGGAAAACCACAAAGUCCACGGGUGGUGCAUGCGCCUGACGCGAACAGAAGCUGGCUGCAUACGCAACAAGUCGAAAUACCAAGAAUGCUCAACCCAGAAGAAUGGUGUCUAUUUUACCACAAAGACAUUGCAGGCUCUGCGACGCGAAUUCGAUCAGCUGUCUCAGAACUAUAACAGGACUCAGAGCAGCUUGGUCAAUGAAGUUGUGGCAGUCGCAGCAUCGUACUGUCCUGUCAUUGAACGUUUGGCUGGAGUCCUUGCUCAUCUCGAUGUUAUUGUUUCGUUUGCACACUGCUCCGUUCAUGCCCCUACAUCCUAUGUUCGACCGAAGAUUCAUGCUCGUGGCGAAGGCCAGACAGUGCUCAAAGAAGCGCGCCAUCCCUGCUUGGAGAUGCAGGACGAUAUCCAAUUCAUAACUAAUGAUGUGGACCUCGUCCGGGACACGUCGUCCUUUCUAAUCAUUACUGGCCCCAAUAUGGGUGGUAAAUCAACAUACAUUCGCCAGAUUGGCGUCAUUGCCUUGAUGGCCCAGGUCGGCUGUUUCGUGCCUUGUAGCGAAGCGGAGCUCACAAUCUUUGACUCAAUCCUCGCACGUGUUGGUGCAAGCGACUCGCAACUCAAGGGUGUCUCUACAUUCAUGGCUGAAAUGCUUGAGACUGCCAACAUCCUUAAAUCGGCCACCUCCGAAUCCCUGAUUAUCAUUGAUGAAUUAGGUCGUGGUACGUCGACGUAUGAUGGGUUUGGUCUCGCAUGGGCCAUUUCAGAGCACAUUGUGAAGGAGAUUGGUUGUUCCGCUAUGUUCGCAACACAUUUCCAUGAGCUGACUGCUCUCGCGGAUACGUAUCCUCAAGUUCAAAACCUGCAUGUUGCGGCACAUAUCUCUGGCAGUGACUCAAGUGCCGAUAAGCGAGAGGUCACGUUGCUGUACAAGGUCGAGCCGGGUAUCUGCGAUCAGAGCUUCGGUAUUCACGUGGCAGAGCUAGUCCGCUUCCCUGACAAAGUCAUUCGGAUGGCAAAACGCAAGGCUGAUGAGCUCGAGGACUUCACGGGGAAGCAUGAGCAGAAUGGCCUCGGUGUAGGUUACAACAAGGAAGAUGUCGAGGAAGGAAGUGCCAGACUAAAGGAAGUCCUGGUCAAGUGGAAGGACGAGGUGAGAGGAGGCAACAUGAGUAAAGAGGAGAUGGUUCAAAAAAUGAGGGAACUCGUGAAGAGCGACGAGCGCUUAAUCGCUAACCCGUUCUUCAAAGCGGUCAAAGCAUUGUAGAUCAGCUAGUUGCGACUAGUAGAGAUUUUGCGUUUGGCCAUGUGUUGACACAUGCUGGAGUUUGCUGGUGAGCACGGCGUUUGGUGAGCAUUUUUGAGAAGAUGGUCUGGUUUGCACUUUGAUGUACUAUAACGAACACAACGGCGACCUCACUAUGCCAACACAAAGAAUAUUACAACCGUAUAUGUUCAUCACCCAUGACUCGAUUAGCUGCCUACAAUUGCAAUAACGGCCAUCGGUGGUACAGAGUCUUCGACUACUGCAGCAGCGGUCGAGCCGUACACUG